AUGCUUCGCACAGUCGCAUUGUUCGCUCUUGUGGCUUUGAGUACAGCCAGUGUCUCCUACGAAGGAUGGAUCGGGCCGGCAACGUGCUUGUGGGGCAUCGACUUCUUACUGAACAAUUAUGGGUCUGACGCGGGCGCGACUGCCCUCCUGGACGCCUACGACCUCUACGUCCUGCCCGUCAACAAUCCCGACGGCUACGCCUACACCUGGAGUGAUGAUCGACUGUGGAGAAAAAACCGUCAGAAUUACCCUGACAACAUUUGCGUUGGUGUGGAUUUGAACCGGAACUUUGAUGUUGAUUUUGGCGGCCUGGGAACUUCCGGGAACUCGUGCGCUGAGACGUACAGAGGACCCUCAGCGGUAUCUGAGCCUGAGACUCAAGCCGUCCAGGCGGCCAUUGAUGCCCUGGCACCGCAAGCGCAGGCGCUGAUCAGCAUCCAUUCCUACAGCCAACUGUGGAUGUACCCAUACAGCUACACCUUUGACUUACCUGCUGAGGCCGACGAACUUGAUCGCGUGGCAGCCAUCGGCGUGAGCGCCUUGACUGCGGUCCACGGCACCGAGUACGUGUACGGCCCAGUCGCCGACACCAUCUACCCAGCAGCCGGCACCACAGUGGACUACGGAUACCUCGCCGGCAUCACCUACUCGUACACCAUCGAGCUCAGAGACACCGGCACCUUCGGCUUCCUGCUCCCUGCCAUCGAGAUCGUGCCCACUGCACAAGAGACCUGGGCUGGCAUCAUAGCCGCCAUCUUGGCUAUUCCUUGAUCAACGCUAAAUCAACAUGUUUAUUAAUUACAUCUUUGUAUGUUUUAAAUUUU
Hyalella azteca is the source of this 824-nucleotide messenger RNA. RefSeq names its product carboxypeptidase A4. The record is from RefSeq and is a predicted model, not a curated record. Gene Ontology annotation, biological process: proteolysis. Gene Ontology annotation, molecular function: metallocarboxypeptidase activity; zinc ion binding. NCBI's taxonomy places the organism in Eukaryota, Metazoa, Arthropoda, Malacostraca, Amphipoda, Hyalellidae. The coding region runs from base 1 to 771 and encodes 256 amino acids. The transcript has 6 exons.